CAGAUUCAACCAAAAUUCACUUAACAAAAUCUGAACAACUCCUUCGAAUAGAUGACCAUGAUUUUGCAAUGAGACCUGGAUUUGGAGGACCAGCAGUAAGAGUUGGUAUAGAUGUCCAGAUUGAAAGCAUUGACAGCAUUUCUGAAGUUGAUAUGGACUUUACGAUGACCUUGUACCUAAGACAUUACUGGAAAGAUGGCAGACUUGCUUUUCCAAGUUCCAACAACAAAAGUAUGACAUUUGAUGGAAGAUUAGUCAAGAAAAUUUGGGUUCCAGAUGUAUUUUUUGUUCAUUCUAAGAGAUCUUUCAUACAUGACACCACUAUGGAGAAUAUCAUGCUAAGGGUGUAUCCAGAUGGCCACAUACUCUACAGUCUAAGGACAACUGUCACUGCUAUGUGUUCAAUGGAUUUUAGCAACUUUCCUCUUGAUACUCAGAACUGCUCACUUGAACUGGAAAGUUAUGCCUACAAUGAAAAAGAUCUACUGCUUCACUGGAAGAAUGAAAAUGAACCACUUAAAACAGAUGAGCAGAUUUUACUCGCUCAGUUCUUCAUAGAAGAAUUUCGUGCUUCAAGUGGACUUGCUUUUUAUAGCAGUACUGGUUGGUACAACAGAUUGUUUAUUCAUUUCAUCCUAAGGAGGCACAUUUUCUUUUUUCUUUUACAAACCUACUUUCCAACCAUGCUAAUGGUCAUGUUGUCUUGGGUUUCCUUCUGGAUUGACAGAAGAGCAGUCCCAGCUCGUGUUUCAUUGGGAAUUACAAUUAUUCUGACAAUGUCGACAAUUAUAACUGGAGUGAAUGCAUCUAUGCCUCGAGUAUCAUAUGUUAAAGCUGUGGAUGUCUACCUAUGGGUCAGCUUUCUCUUUGUUUUCCUUUCUAUAAUUGAAUAUGCAGCUGUAAAUUAUAUAACCACUGUUGAAGAAAGGAUGAAAAUGAAACAGAGAGAGAAGUUUUCAGAUUCCUUUAGGUUGAAUCAGACGCAAAUCAUGGCUUUCGAUGGUUGCUACCAUGAUAGUCAGCUGGAUCUGUCACACUACGCUGAUGCUCACUUAAAUGUACCAAACACUGAAGGUAGUGAACGUGCAUCCAGCCCAAAUCCAGAUGGUCAACAAUUAAGAAGAAAUAAGUCUACUAAGGGGAACGUUGCCGAAAUUAUUAUAAAGAACAAUCAUGCUAUUGACACUUACUCAAGGGUUUUAUUUCCUGCAGCAUUUCUUGUUUUUAAUUUCAUUUACUGGUGCUUAUUUUCAUAA
Molecule: messenger RNA, 1256 nt
Organism: Pristis pectinata (smalltooth sawfish)
Lineage: Eukaryota; Metazoa; Chordata; Chondrichthyes; Rhinopristiformes; Pristidae
Product: gamma-aminobutyric acid receptor subunit rho-3-like
Exons: 8
Coding region: 69-1256 (395 amino acids)
Biological process (GO): signal transduction; nervous system process; monoatomic ion transmembrane transport
Cellular component (GO): GABA-A receptor complex; membrane; neuron projection
Molecular function (GO): GABA-A receptor activity; extracellular ligand-gated monoatomic ion channel activity; neurotransmitter receptor activity
Source: RefSeq, a predicted model, not a curated record